UAAUGCCGCUCGGUUAAUUGACAUCCUUAUUGCCUUACGGAGGUGUAUAUUCACACGGACAGCUCCCCAGUAUUUGGAAGCUUAGCCCCUUUACUAUGUGGCGCUAUAUAUUGGGGUCGUAGAGGGAGGUUAUCCCAGGGAUGUGCGACUUGGUACCUGGGCUGCUGGUCACGGCGUUAACAUGAGUAACCGUACCGUGACCCACCCGCUGUAUGUUGGCGUCACUGUGGAGCCUUAUUCCAGCACAGCCCCCUACAACGGAACCAAAGGGGUAGAGUCCGCCGGGUCCCCCAGCAUGGGCACCUGGCUUCUGUCACUUGGCAUUGUCACUGUUAUCGGACUGGCUGUAGCAAUGGUUCUUUACAUCAGAAAACAAAAAAGGCUGGAAAAGCUACGUCAUCAGUUGAUGCCCAUGUAUAACUUCGACCCAGCAGAGGAACAGGAAGACCUUGAGCAAGAACUUCUGGAACCAAAUAGGGACCUACAGCCCCAAGGAAAGGUUCUCCUCACCAGUCUGUGCCCUCUCCAGAGACCCACCCGCCUGGUCUUCACAGACGUUGCCAACUCUAUCAACGCCUGAGUAGCGUGACCACGACACGGAGUGACAUGCAAAGCUUGGGGGAUCCGUGUCACUGUGACCCAUCAUGUGGUUUGUGUCACUGCUCUGGAAGAUGUCCAACGAAGAUGGAGCCUGGGCAUAGACGGCUCUCUCACGUUCCCAUCACCUUGCCAUUGCAGUGGGGACCAGUAAUAUAACCUCCUGUACACAGCCCCAGUGGGAUAACACUAUGGUUUACACUAACACACACAUUUCUGAGUACACAUCGACAUGCACAGUGCCAUGCCAGUAUUGUGACACACAGUGCGACAAAUUCCUGUUGGCUGCAGUGUGGAGUUACUUAUACUUUGCUGCCACAGUGAAAUACACACAUUCUUCAUCGUUGACACCUACAGCAAGUGCCACUGUACUCUGUAAUACUGUACAGCACUACGUUGUGUUUGCCUGUAUAUUGAAAUACACAGUUGCUCAUGCACAAAACUUUCAAUAGGA
Messenger RNA from Spea bombifrons (plains spadefoot toad), 1051 nucleotides. It is a transcript of the gene C6H3orf18, whose product is annotated as chromosome 6 C3orf18 homolog. The transcript has 5 exons. Bases 182 to 580 code for a protein of 132 amino acids. NCBI's taxonomy places the organism in Eukaryota, Metazoa, Chordata, Amphibia, Anura, Pelobatidae. The record is from RefSeq and is a predicted model, not a curated record.